Arachis stenosperma is the source of this 1529-nucleotide messenger RNA. Its product is annotated as protein IQ-DOMAIN 33. The transcript is spliced from 6 exons. Gene Ontology annotation, molecular function: protein binding. The record is from RefSeq and is a predicted model, not a curated record. The coding region runs from base 166 to 1341 and encodes 391 amino acids. Lineage: Eukaryota; Viridiplantae; Streptophyta; Magnoliopsida; Fabales; Fabaceae.
UGAGAAUGUAGCUUGGCCUUUAUCACUUUACUAUCUAAUAAUGUAGAAAUGCUAAAGUUAGUAGCAUCAUCCUCUAUAUGCUAUAUCUUUGCAUUGUCCAUAUUAAUAUAAAUCUCAUUCUUAUUUCUUCUGAUCUCUUCUCAAAUUCAUAAAGCUAGUUAAGAUAUGGGUUUUACUGGAGAAUUGGUAAGAAGUGUCUUCUCCAGAAACCGUUCUGCUGCAUCAUAUGAAAGCAAAGGUAGGCGAAAUUCUACAGAAAAUCGAAGAUGGGGUUCUGUUAGAUCAUACUUGUGUGGAAAUGAAUUCAAUUCAGUUGUGGCAGAGGAGGAUUCAGCUUCACUUAAGAGUUCUGAAGUUACAGUUACACAACCAAUAAUACAAGAGAACUUGAAUGAUAGAGAAGAUGCCAAAAGUGAAGAAACUGUGGAGAAUGUAAUAGAACAAGAAGAAAUGCCAAAUUCAAGUAGUUCUACAUUCUUGAGUGAAGAAGCAGCAGCAAUUCGGAUUCAAUCAGCAUAUAGAAGCUUUCUGUUAAGGCGUCGAAACGAUGAAAUUGGAACCAAUAAUGGUGAAGUUCAGCUCAAUUUAGUAACUGAAAGUCCGGAUAGAAAGUCCAUGGGGACAUCAAUUGAAGUUCAAACUGCAAAUUCGGCUGAAAUUUUCUCGGUUGAAGGCGAAAAAUUGAGCAUUUACCAGCAUAUUCAUCGCAGGACAAGGAGUCAUAUAACAAAGCAGAAGGAAGAAUGGGAUGAUAGCACUGUGAGUAGCUAUGUAUCGAAAAUGCGAAUGCAGAACAGAAUGGAGGCAUCAACCAGAAGAGAAAGAGCACUAGCUUAUGCUUUCUCUCAACAGCUAAGAAUCUGUUCAAAGAGAAGACCAACAAAAUACAACAGCAUAGAAUCGAAUAUGAGCUGGAGCUGGCUCGAACGAUGGAUGGCUACACGUGUUCCAGACACUGCUGCAUUAUCUGUUGAAAGCCAUGCUUUGAAGCAGCAUGAUCCUCUUAAUAGUAAUUUCACAAUCAAGACUAGAUUCUUGGAUGCUGCUUCUGGGGAAGAAAAAGAGAGCUGUGGUUCGAACGAAGUGCUGCCUCAUUUCGAUAGCUAUUCAGUAAAUUCAAGAGAAGAAAAUUGUAGCAUCAAAUCACCAAGAUCAAAGACCAACUUCAAAGCUAGGAGAACUGUGUCAAGGCGAAAAACAGUGCCAAGCUAUCAGUUCCUUGAAGAGCAGCCAAAGGUAUGCAAGAAAGAAGGCUCAAACAAUGCAAGCAAGGAUGUUAAGCAAAAACCAAAAGCAUGUAGGAAGGAAGAUGAAACUGAAACUGAAACUAGGCCUUCCUAAAAACUUCAAAAUCCCAAUGAGUAACUUCUAACAUUAAUCUGCUAAAUAAAGUCAUGUGUCUAGUACUUAAGAUUUGGUGUAAGCUCUGCAUAAAUGGUUGGAUUCUCUGUGUAGAUUUUGUUGAUUCAUCUUGUGUCUUGUGUGUACAAUUUCUCUUCAGUAUAGUGCCUCAAAUGCAUGGAAAGAGA